Molecule: messenger RNA, 877 nt
Organism: Cornus florida
Lineage: Eukaryota; Viridiplantae; Streptophyta; Magnoliopsida; Cornales; Cornaceae
Product: high mobility group B protein 3-like
Exons: 8
Coding region: 180-629 (149 amino acids)
Source: RefSeq, a predicted model, not a curated record
GAAAGAGAGUGUUUUCACAAAUAUUUAGUAUCACCCACUUUCGAAAGCCCAAUCUCCUCGCACCUCUCUCACACACACGCGACGCAUAAACCCUAAACCUAAUCCUAACCCUAACCCUAACCCUAACCCUAACCCUGACCCUAACACGUUAAUUGAAGCGUGUCAUUGCAGGAAUCGCCAUGAAGGGCCGUAAAUCUAAGACCGAGUCGAAGAAAUCAGACAGCAAGCUUUCUGUGAAGACACGCCCUACCAAAUCAUCCAAGGGAAAGGCUGCGGUGGACCCAAACAAACCCAAGAGGCCAGUCAGUGCUUUCUUUGUUUUCAUGGAAGAGUUCCGAGAGCAGUUCAAAGAAAAGAAUCCCAACAACAAAUCAGUCUCAGUUGUAGGCAAAGCUGGUGGUGCCAAAUGGAAGUCAAUGUCUGAUGCUGAGAAAGCACCCCAUGUAUCCAAGGCAGACAAGCGGAAGAAGGAUUACGAAAAGAACAUGGACGCCUAUAACAAGAAAUUGGCUCGAGGUACAAAUUUAUCUGAGGAUGAAAAUGAGGGGUCUGACAAGUCUAGGUCUGAAGCCACUGAUGAGGAGGAUAAAGGAUCGGAGGGCAGUGGAGAGGUGGAAGAUAGCGAUUAGGCUUCAGUAUGAUUGGCGGCUUCUAUGUUAAUCCCUUGCUCUUGUUACUGCAUUUUGAUGGAUUCUGGUGACAAGUAUAUUUCCCAUGCCCUUUCAUUUUGUUUUGCCCCGGCAAUUUUAUGUAUAGUUGACAGAAUUUGUGGAGCAAGCUAACCUUUCACUUGGUUUGAAUGAAGCUCUUAGAUUGUGGGAACAAAAAAAGAAUUCUUAUAUGCUUUUAGUACUAUUCCUUAAAAGGCCUUUUGCAA